This is a messenger RNA of Carya illinoinensis, 2970 nucleotides long. RefSeq names its product auxin response factor 23-like. Gene Ontology annotation, biological process: regulation of DNA-templated transcription; response to hormone. The coding region runs from base 801 to 2831 and encodes 676 amino acids. Gene Ontology annotation, molecular function: protein binding; DNA binding. Gene Ontology annotation, cellular component: nucleus. The transcript is spliced from 15 exons. The record is from RefSeq and is a predicted model, not a curated record. NCBI's taxonomy places the organism in Eukaryota, Viridiplantae, Streptophyta, Magnoliopsida, Fagales, Juglandaceae.
GAAUGCCACGAGAAGAAAGAAAAGAUAUACGCAGAAUCUGCAUGUGCAUGCGGACAAGGGAGGCAAUAAAAGCACAUCGAUUACAUCGGGCCCGGAGUACGCAGCAACUAUCGCUCAGGCAAUCGUAGCUCUACAGAGACAGAGAGAGAGAGAUGUGUGUGUGUAGAGUCGAAAGAUGAGAGAGAGCAGAUCAGGCCAGGAUCCCGCUGGUGGCGACGAGCAUCUAGCAGCAAAGCGGAAAAAUCGCUGCAACUGAGUACCAAAACAACCCCUACCAUUUCCUUGAACUCCCCUCCACCCCCAACGAACAUCACUAUCGCUUUGUAUGUGCAGGGACAGACACACACAUACACACUCUCUCUCUCUCUCUCUCUCCCUGUUACUGCCAAACACACACAUAAAUAAAAUGUUUCAAGGACAACAAUAAACGUCACGCUAAUCAGGGAGACAGACUUCUACGGCGAGAAAGUUACUUGUUUUGUCUUAUUUUUUGUUUUUCGAAUGAGAUAGAUUUUAGACUCUUGUGCUCUGGCGUGGUAGUUGAGGUCUGAGAUAUAGAGAGAGACAGAGAGAGGUAACAGUACUCUCGCACCUUGAACGCUCUACACCCGACACCACAUACCUUAAAUAUUCUCGAGCCCUCUCUGUCACUUUCCCUUUUUCUCUCCCUCCCAGCUCUCUUGCUCACGUUUAUAAGCUCUUUGUUCUUCGUCAUUUUCUCUUCCUCCGCCUUCCUCGUUUGCUCAGAGAGAGAGAGAGAGAGAGACUCUGUUACCGAUAGUCCACGAGGGCAGGAUUUGAUGGCUACCGUUGCAGAAAGUAACAGCAGAAGACGUAUGGACGGUGACUUGCCUGGUGAUCAAAACGACCAACGAGAGAGAGAUGAUUUGCAUACUACACUGUGGCAUGCCUGUGCGGGCCCUCAUGUCUACAUUCCGCGUGCUGGGGAGAAGGUUUUCUACUUCCCUCAAGGUCACAUGGAACAGGUUGAGGCAUACACCUACCAAGAUGGUGUGAUGGAAAUGACAAUUUACAAUUUACCUUCCAAGAUCCUCUGCAAGGUUGUUUAUGUUCAUCUAAAGGCUGAAGCUCACACAGAUGAGGUGUUUGCUCAAGUUACUUUGAUUCCAGAGGCAAAGCAAGACAAGCCAAUUUUGGGGGAUGAAAAUGAUGUGUCUUUGCCUCAAAGAACUAGUGUAUGCUCCUAUGUCAAGAAACUCACUGCCUCUGACACGAGCACGCAUGGUGGAUUCUCUGCUCCCAGGCGACAAGCUCUUGAGUGCUUCCCACCUCUGGACAUGUCUCAGCAACCAUCUGCACAGGAACUAAUCACCAAAUACUUGCAUGGGUUUGAAUGGUGCUUUCGCCAUAUUUGUCGUGGUCAGCCAAAGCGGCACUUGCUCACCAGUGGUUGGAGUAUCUUUGUGACUGCUAAGAAGCUCGUUGCUGAUGAUGCAUGUAUCUUCAUUAGAGGAGAAAAUGGAAAACUUUGUGUUGGGAUCCGCCGUGCAGUUAAACCACUAAAUAAUGCCUCAGCAUCUGUCAUAUCUGGCUGCGGCAGGCAACAGGGCAUACUUGCCAGUGCUUUCCAUGUUGUUUCUACUGGAACCAUGUUUACCAUGUUUUACCACCCAUGGACAAGUCCUUCUGACUUUAUCAUACCUGUUAAUUGGUACAUGAAGUUAACUAAAGAUGUCUAUUCAGUUGGAAUGAGAUUUCGAAUGCAGUUUGAAGGCAAAGGUUUUUCCGAAAAGAUACUUUCAGGUACUGUUGUUGGUGUUGAAGAUAUAGAUUGUAUUAGGUGGCCUAGUUCAAAAUGGAGAUGUCUCAAGGUUAAAUGGGAUCCCCCAUCAGACAAAAUUUUGUAUCCUGAAAGGGUUUCGCCUUGGAACAUUGAACUGAUAGAAUCAAAUAAUAAGAACCCUUCUACGAUAUUUGAACAAAAGAGGAGACCAAUUAAUUUAUCAGUGGCUGGGUCUUCCAGUGUGACCAGAGACUGUUUGUGGUCCUCGUUAUCUUCCACUUUACUUUCAAACUCUUAUUGGGAGGUUUCUCAAGAUUCCAGAAAAGUUUCACCCUAUUCUGUAGGUUUAUUUCAGUAUCCGGUAGAGUAUACAUCUAAAAGACACAAAAGGGUCUUGCAAGGUCGGUUCCUUGCCGCACUUACCUGUGGCCCCCAAUAUUUACCAACAGUCUCUGACAAUGUUUCUGUAAGAAGAAACAUUUCAGUCUCAAAUAUCACCACAAGCAAUUUUGGGUCCAAGGUAUUCAGGCCUACUGAAUCAAGGGAUGAAAAUGACGUGCCACUUGCCCAACCAAUCGGCUGUGCAAGGCUUUUUGGGUCGAUUUACUUUAUAGUGAUCAGGAUCUCCCUUCACCACAAGUUACCACUUAUUGUGAGCCUUCAAGGCCUCGUUCCUUCCUUCCAACAUAUGAAUCGUAUGUUUGUGAAACCAUCUAGGUUUCAGAGUCCUCAAAGAGUACAUCUGGCGUUCUACAAAGAAAACAAUGCGACAAUUUUUCUUUCAUUAAGAGGAAUUGCACAAAGGUCCCAGAUUGUGGUGCUCAAGUAUGGAACUGCUCAUGGAAGAUCAGUAGACCUUAUGCGUUUCAAUGGGUAUGAUGAACUCGUUUCUGAGUUGGACCAGAUGCUAGAUUUCAAAGGAAGCUUGAUUGAUGGAAGCAGUAGGUGGCAUGUAAUCUAUAUUGAUGGAGGAGAUAUAAUGCUCAUAGGACAUUGCCCAUGGCAAGAAUUUUGCCUCGUGGUGCAAAGGAUAUUCAUCUUUCCAAAGGAAGAAAUUGACAAGUUGAUCCAAACUCACCAGAUCUAACUCCCCUCAAAUUGCUAAUUGCUGAUGUUAAUUAUGUCGUAUUUCUCAUCCAUCCACAUGAAGAGAGAGAGAGAGAGAGAGAGAGAGAGAGAGAGAGAGAGAGAGAGAGAGAGAGAGAGAGAUGGUGUCAGUGCAUUAU